This is a messenger RNA of Racocetra fulgida, 813 nucleotides long. NCBI's taxonomy places the organism in Eukaryota, Fungi, Glomeromycota, Glomeromycetes, Diversisporales, Gigasporaceae. The record is from the annotation of a GenBank genome assembly.
AUGGGUGGAUCUCAAAGCUCUGCUAAAGGAUAUGGUUAUCACAUAUUAAGGGUUAAAGAAAAUUCACCCGCUCAUACUGCUGGAAUAGAACCAUUUUUUGAUUAUAUAGUUGGAAUUAACGGAAUACCGCUGGACACAGAAACCUCUGUGUUUCAAGAACAAUUAUUGUUUAAUGUCGAUAAGGAAGUUAUAUUAUUAGUAUAUUCUACCAAAGAACAAGAGUAUAGAGACAUUGCUCCUGAUAGUCCUGCCGAGAUGGCCGGUUUGGUUCCUUCAACUGAUUAUGUUAUCGGAACACCACAUGAAGCAUUACGUAGCGAAAAUGAUUUUUAUGAAUUGAUUGAAGCCCAUUUAGGAAAACCACUCCGUCUUUACGUUUAUAAUGCUGAUUUUGACGUUUGCCGGGAGGUUAUCAUUGUUCCUAAUCACGAAUGGGGCGGAGAAGGAUCUUUGGGUUAUUUACAUAGAAUUCCAAAAACCAAUAAAUUCAAGUCUCGUGAACGAAAUUUUGAAUUAUCAUGGAACUCUUCUACAUAUCCACUUCUUCAUCCUUCGUCCGAACAGCCUUCAAGUACUAUUGCUUCUGCAUUCAAUCUUGAUGAAGAAGUUUCUGAGAAUGAAAAACAUACAUACUCAAACCAACCUGGCGAUUCAACUCCUGCUGAGAUAGUUAAAGAAGAAGUUAGGAAUCAAAGUGAUGGUUAUAAUGAACAAAUAAUAAACGAUGAUCAAGUUUCAAUUAAAUCUGAAAAUAGAUCGAUUUCAAAUGGUGAUGAAAGUGAGAGUAUAGUCAUUGUUGAAAAGGAAAAUUAA